AUGCCGGCCACCUCCCCCUGGCUGCGCGAGCAGUACGCGGCGGCCCGGCUGGCCGCCCGGCGCCCGCUGGAGUGGUCCGCGUCCAAGGCGUCCUGGCGCAUCGCCAUGCAGCUGAGGCGGGGCGACCGCGCCGGCACUUGCCCCUUGGGGCUCUACCUCAACGCGUUGAGAUACUUGCUGAAGGCGGUGCCUUUCAUCACCAGCGACAACGCUGAGAUCAUCCUGGUGGGCGAGCUGGACCCCUCCACGGCCGAGUUCCGCGCGUUGCGGCGCCUGGGCGUGGAGUUCCUGGCGGGGAAGCCGCUGUGCCAGAAUCGAGCCCGACCGGCGAGGAACCUCCCAAAUCCUGUCGUCUCGCCCUAA
Effrenium voratum is the source of this 363-nucleotide messenger RNA. NCBI's taxonomy places the organism in Eukaryota, Dinophyceae, Suessiales, Symbiodiniaceae. The record is from the annotation of a GenBank genome assembly.